This is a messenger RNA of Cladophialophora yegresii CBS 114405, 3651 nucleotides long. RefSeq lists its product as uncharacterized. The transcript has a single exon. Lineage: Eukaryota; Fungi; Ascomycota; Eurotiomycetes; Chaetothyriales; Herpotrichiellaceae. The record is from RefSeq and is a predicted model, not a curated record. Bases 1 to 3651 code for a protein of 1216 amino acids.
AUGUUUCACCGGAGGGGUACCUAUCUCCAGCGCCUGUCCAAAUUGUACUCGGACACCAAGCAAUCGUAUGAGAGCGCGAAGGUCACGCCAGCCGCGGCUAAUGUCACCGAUCUGCCCGAAGUAAGAGAGCUGCGGCGCGACUUUCAAAUCCAGCAGGACAGAUUGCUAGCAUGGGGCAUGCACUGGACCGACGUCGGUGCGCCGUACUCAGCACAAGGCGAUGUCGACAUCGACAAGAAAAUCGAUCAGGCCGGGCUCGGUGAAGUAGUGGCGAGCGUCAUGUCGGAGAUCAAACGGUUACUGGAAGAGAGUGGCAGACUUGAGCAUCCCGAGCGGUACGAGAUGAAGAAGUCCGGCCGAGGACCUGGCUCGAGUCCCGUCGCCCAGCGAAAGGACUGGACGAGUCACGAGGUCAGGACUGGUCGGACUCUGCUUGACCAGCUGACCACCUGCAUCGACGUUCUGUACAGCCUGGAGGAGUCAAGGAGGGCCGACGAGAAGGGCAGUGAUGCGAAGAGAGCAAAACAUGCUCACCCACUGCCUGCUCCAGAUGGGACUGACCAUGCCCACCUCUACGACCAUCCUCUACACGUGGACUGGAACGGACUGGAAUUCAAUAUUUCGCAUUUCCAGGCGGCUGAUCCGCCUCCAUAUGAUCCAGCCGAGGGCUCAACACCCACGCGAGAAAGGUCGAUCGCCUAUUUUCGACAGGGGGCCUGCCCGGUACUCAUUGACUUCCUCGCCGCUGACUGCCCACCAUAUGUGAUCGGCAGUGCAGAGGAUGUCUUUGAGCUUCAUGAGCUGGGAGAGAAACUGUGCAAGAACCGCGACUUGUCUUGGUGCGGCCACCUGAGACUCCUUGGCUUUACCGUCGACCCCAAUGGACCUCGUUGUGCGAUGGUCUAUGCUUUGCCCGAAGGCCAUGAUCAUAAGACCUUGCAGCAACACAGGACCCUUGCCUCCCUGCUGGCCGCUAGCAACACCCAGGAAGGAUCACAGCCGGCUCUUGAAGAUCGUUUCCGUCUGGCAUACAACCUUGCCCUUUCCAUCAUGGGUUACUUUGCGCAGGGCGAGACCCAUCAGUAUGUCAACAGCAACAACAUCUUGCUUGUCGGGACAAGAGAGCACAUCCACCAUUCCAGCAUGCCACGGGAGCUGAGGUCGCCUUAUCUGCUCCAAUCUUGCCAGGAUUUUCUGUCGCGACUACAGGCAGAAGAGCCAUUCUCGGCAACCAUCUACCGGCAUCCAGACCAUGAUAUCCAUGCAUCCGAAGUGGUCCCUGCCUACGACAUCUAUAGUCUGGGAUUGCUCUUCCUGGAGAUUGGCCUUUGGGUUCCACUACAGAAACUGUGGAAACCAAAGUACGACCGCGACAUCUUCAUGGAGAGAGUCCAGCGUAUAUACGCAAACAAGCUCGCCCCGAAAUGUGGGAGCAAGUACAUGCGCGUGGUCCAGAAAUGCUUGCAAGCUCCAGAUGAGCUGCAGUAUAGGAACAAUUACGAAGACGCGGGGGCGUUCCUGCUUCAGGUUGCAAAGGACCUCCAGCAAUGCUGCAUCCUGGACGAGGAAGGACCUCCACCUGUUUCUGAUAUCGAAGUUUUCGAACUGUUGAUCAUCGAACAAAUGGUCAAGGCCGAAGAGAAAGCAGCAAUGGAGGAGAAGAAAUUGCCAUCCAUGCCCGGGAGUUACGACGAGGUCCAACCCGAGCCCCCCAAGCGAAAGAACUCCAAGCGCAAGGCAGAAGCUAUUCACCAACAGACGCCGCCGGCCGAGAAACCUCUGCGCAAAUGGCCUGACGUCGACAUCCCUCAGCAAGACUUGGACCAGUGGAAUACCAUGGUCAUGCCGAAACUCGGCAAGAUACUUGAGCAUGCUCUCAAGGACUCGCCUGAAUCGUCCUGCAGCCUGAGUCUGAUGAUGUUCGGGAGCAGACCGGAAAGUGCAAAGACGACCAUAUGUAUACAAUGUGGACAGAUCAACAAAGUCCGUGAUGUCUUAAGGAAGAAGUUCCGACCCAAAAAGGGCUGGGGAGUCGUCUUGCUCAAUGGCGAGGUCAGAAGAAGCGGCACACGGCGAAGAAGAAAGCCCCGGCGAUCCGGCUACGGCUCGCACAGAGGCCCCAAACCUCUGGCUCGAAGGCCUCUUGAACAGAAAUACCAGGAGAAGCCCACCAGUGGAGCCAGCAUCGGCGCCUUCAAGGACUGCGAACACCUCCCGCCUGUUUCCUUCGGCGGCACCAUCCUCGUCGACGGCGAACCCUACGGCAUGACGGUGCACCACAUGCUCGACAUCCCCAGCGAUGAUGACGAAGACGACGAUUUCGACGACGACGUUGUCCGGCGUAGUGAGGACCCCCAGCCUCGCUGGGCCAUGGCGCCCCCGCGUAAGAUGCCCGGCCAGUAUGAUGCUGCAGCGGAUGUACGUUUCAUGCAAUCCGAGGAAGACCUCUCCCACUUUUCCGACCUAGCCAUAUCUGACGAGGACUUUGAGAAUGACAGUGAUGACGGCAGCGACGCGAGCACGAUCCGCCCCGACUACGCCAUCAUGGACGCAGACGGCAACGAGUUCUGGUUUCUGGACGACACGCCCGAACUGGAGGAUGACGACGGAUCCGACAUAUCGUCCUCGUCCUCGUCCGAGGAAGAAGUAGACGUCGACGACGACGCGGCCUCGAUAGGCGAUAAGCGAGGCAUAGCGCCGUACUCGGACGACGACCUAUACGUGACGCAGCCCGCCAUCGACGACGUGGACGACGACUUCUUCCCUAGCGAAGAGGAUCGCGACGACGACCACCUCGCCUCCCACGCCUUCGGCCACGUCUUCGCCAGCAGCGGCAUCCGGCGCGUCAAGCGCGACGCGAUGAAACACGAAGUCGACUGGGCGCUGAUCCGCGUGCAGGAGGACCGCCUGAAGAUCGAAAACGCCAUCGCCGACAAAAUCACGCCCUCGAACCCUCCCACGGCACGGAACCGGCAAGUCUCACAACCGGCGCAACGCACCAGCAACAGCAGCAGCACCAUCCCCGUCCUCACGACCAUCACGCCCCUUUCAUCCCUGUCUGGCCUGCGCGUCCACUGCCGUGGCCGCAGUAGCGGCUUCCGCCGCGGCCGCAUCAGCCAAGCCAUGUCUCUCGUGAAAAUGCACGGGCGGCAAUCCUUCUCCACGUCCUUCUGCGUCGAAGGCGGCUUCGGGAUCCCCGGCGACAGCGGCGCCUGGGUCUAUGAGCCCCUGAGCGGCGGCCUGUGCGGCCACGUGCUGGCGUGGGGCGAGAAGAGCAAGACGGCGUACAUCGCCCCCAUGGAGGUGCUGUUCGAGGACAUCAAAAAUAGGCUCGGCGCCGAGGAGGUCGAAUUGCCUGUGCCUGAGGGGUUAGGCAAGCCUGUUGCUACUUCCCGGGGGAGCGUCAAGGAAGACUCGGGCAUCGGCAUGGAGUCCGGGGGCGAGGACAUGGCGGGUACGUUGCGGGAGAUGAGGAUUGGCGAUGAUAGGACUCCGUCGUCGGGGGGAGCUCCCGGCAAUGCUGCUGCUGCUCCUGCUGCUGGUGGGGCUGGUACUGUGCCUCCUGCUGGUGGUGGUACUGGCGCGGCUGGGAAGGCGAAAGGAGUCGUUGGCGUCCGGCCCCUCAGGGUCAUGGCUGGCGCGGUGUCUUGA